This is a messenger RNA of Ziziphus jujuba (common jujube), 1106 nucleotides long. Its product is annotated as vacuolar protein sorting-associated protein 2 homolog 2. Gene Ontology annotation, biological process: protein transport; endosome transport via multivesicular body sorting pathway; late endosome to vacuole transport. The record is from RefSeq and is a predicted model, not a curated record. Lineage: Eukaryota; Viridiplantae; Streptophyta; Magnoliopsida; Rosales; Rhamnaceae. The transcript has 11 exons. The coding region runs from base 145 to 819 and encodes 224 amino acids. Gene Ontology annotation, cellular component: ESCRT III complex; multivesicular body.
UCCCUCCUCCUUCUUCAUAUUCAGAACUAAAAAGUGGAGGUUUUGUUUUUUUGUUGGGUUUUGGUGUAGUGCCGCCUCCACACACCAUUUCCAAGCUCUGUGACGCUUCUCCGAAUCCCCAUUCGCAGAUUCUCAGACUACACCAUGAACAUCUUCAAAAAGAAAACUUCCCCCAAAGAGGCUCUCCGGACAAGCAAAAGAGAAAUGGCUGUAGCCACUAGAGGUAUUGAACGUGAGAUUGGAUCUCUUCAGUUGGAGGAGAAGAAAUUGGUUGCCGAGAUCAAGAAAACUGCAAAAACUGGAAAUGAGGCUGCCACUAAAAUCUUAGCUCGUCAACUUGUUCGGCUACGUCAACAAAUAACUAACUUGCAAGGAAGUCGUGCUCAGAUAAGGGGUGUAACAACUCAUACGCAGGCAUUGUAUGCCAGCACAUCAAUUUCUACAGGAAUGAAAGGUGCAACAAAAGCAAUGGUCGCCAUGAACAAGCAAAUGGAACCUGCAAAACAAGCUAAAGUGAUCAGGGAAUUCCAGAAGCAGUCAGCUCAAAUGGACAUGACGAUUGAAAUGAUGUCAGAGGCUAUUGACGAAACCUUGGACAAAGAUGAGGCUGAAGAAGAAACGGAGGAGCUCACUAAUCAGGUGCUAGAUGAGAUUGGGGUGGACAUUGCAUCUCAGUUAUCUUCAGCUCCAAAAGGCAGGAUUGCAUCUAGGAAUGCUGAAAAUGGUCCAUCAAGAAAUACUGCAAAUGUUGUUACUAGUUCUGAUACUCCUGGUGUAGAGGAUCUUGAAAAAAGGUUAGCCUCUCUACGACGCAUAUGAUCGGCGAAGCAUGACACCGUGAGCCUCACGCUAUUGAAGUACAGUUUUUUCUUUUAAAUGUAAAUUUAGUUAAAUAACAAAAACAAACAUAUAGAAGUAUGGCACUAGUUGUGGUGGAUUGAUAAUAUGCUAUGUUGUGUUUUUCUGUUUGUCAAAUUCUAGUGUGACCAAUGUUUUACAGAAAAAAGUAGUUCCCAUCCGAAUAGUAACAGAAAUCCUUGUAUUUUCUUGUUUAGCCAGGAGUAACAUGAAUAUGUAGCUGGCACAAUUAGACGGUUCGUUUCAUA